AUGACGAAGCGGAUCUCUCUCCGGUCGCCGGGCUCGGGUAGGGAGCCCUUGCUGAACCCCGCCCGGGACUCCUCCUCCGGCCCCGAAGCCGUCCGGAAGGCUCGCUUCGCGGAGGUGGCCGGAGGGACCACGGCGGACAUCGCCGCCGUCUGCUGCUGCUGCCCCUGCGGCCUCGUCAACCUGGUGGUGCUCGCCGUCUACAAGCUCCCCGCCGGCAUCUGCAGGAAGGCCAUCCGCAGCAAGCGCCGCCGCAAGAUGAUGAAGAACGGCAUGUGGCCCGUCAGGCACUGCAGCUGCCCCGACUCCGAGCUCCAAAUCCACCCCAUUUCCUCGCCGUCCGCCGUGGCCGCCGCCCUUGAGUCCGACAAUGAGGUCGUCGAGCUCGAGAAGGAAAUGUGGGACCGCUUCUACGGCGCCGGGUUCUGGCGAAGCCCCUCUCAGAGGACCGAAGUCUCUCAGAUCAGUGGCGCUUAA
Molecule: messenger RNA, 474 nt
Organism: Ipomoea nil (Japanese morning glory)
Lineage: Eukaryota; Viridiplantae; Streptophyta; Magnoliopsida; Solanales; Convolvulaceae
Exons: 1
Coding region: 1-474 (157 amino acids)
Source: RefSeq, a predicted model, not a curated record